CGGUUUUAUCGUGCUCUCAAUAAAAGGAAUGAAUUUGCUCGUCGCCGAUUUCUGGAGCAGUUCUCGGCUCCGCUUCGACGAGGUUUACGCUGAUUGCCGCGUCGCCUAAUCUGCUUCCUCGGGUUACAGUUUCCGUGGAUAAUGGCGUCUCUUGAAGACUCCGAUGAUGAGGAGGUUGCGCCGCAGUCCGUUGCAAAUUACUUUUUUGUAGAUGACGAUGAGUCACCUAUUUCGUUCUCAGUUUUACCUCUCCAUUUCGAUGACGGGCUGAAGCAGGAAGUUGCGGACAAUGCUGUUUUCUUGCAUGGAACAACUGACGGUGGCCUUCAGAAAGUCUACAAACAAGUUAUUGGCUGGAAGCUGGUAUUUGAAGAUGUGGAACCCAAGAUUAUGGUCCUUUCUAAAGACAAAAAGUGGAUAAGUCUUGUGAAACCUAGAAACAGUUACUAUGAGGACACCAUUAGGACAAUAAUGAUCACUGUGCAUUUGUUUCAUUUUCUGAGGAAAAACCCACAAGCUACAGAAAGGAGCCUUUGGGAACAUUUACGCACUGUUUUCAGCACAUUUGAGGUUAGGCCUUCUCACAAUGAUGUCAGGGAACAUGUUUUUCUAAUGAAACUAUUUAAUGAGAGGGAUGAAACUUUAGCAAAUUCACAGUUGUUUCAAGGGUUCUUCAUGGACAAGCCGAGGAAAAGGUUUAGUGAGGAUGAUCAAGAUGCUUCUGAUGUGAAGCAAUCGUUUAUUGUUGAUGAUGAUGAGGAUGAAGGCCCAAGAGAGGUGGAUGAAGGUCCAAGCGAUGAUGCUGUGAAUGAAGAACAAGAUGAUAACUCUGAUUUAUAUGAUUCAGUCUGCGCAAUUUGUGACAAUGGUGGUAACAUUUUGUGCUGUGAUGGACCUUGUUUGCGUUCCUUUCAUGCCUACAAGUCAGCUGGAAAAGAUUCAUUGUGUAGAUCUCUUGGUUUCGCAACGGCAGCAGAUGUUGAGUUGAUUCAGAACUUCUUAUGCAACAACUGCUUAUAUAAGCAGCAUCAAUGCUUUUGCUGUGGCAAACUAGGCUCAUCUGACAAGACAAAUGGCGCCGAGGUAUAUCCUUGUGUUUCUGCAACAUGCGGUCACUUUUACCACCCAAAGUGCGUUGCAGAAUGGGUUUUUCCUCAUAGUGAAAGUGAAGCCUCUGAGUUUCAAACAAAAAUAAUUGCUGGGGAGUCCUUUGCAUGCCCUGUUCACAAGUGUGUUGUUUGCAAACAAGGAGAAAACAAGGAGGUUAAAGAUUUGCAAUUUGCAAUGUGCAGAAGAUGUCCAAAAUCUUAUCACAGAAAGUGCUUGCCAAGGAAGAUAGCAUUCGAAAACAAUGAGGAUAUCGAACAAAGGGCUUGGGAUGGUCUUCUUCCUAAUCGAACCUUGAUAUAUUGCCUAAAACACCACAUCAAUGAAGAACUGGGAACUCCAAUUAGAAAUCAUAUUAUAUUUCCUCAAAAUCCAGAGACUAAAAAACGUUUAGAUUUGCAAAAAAGAAAAGUUAAAGCAUCGGCAGAAAAGAAAAGUAUAAUUUCUAGUGAGUUGAGAAAAAACCAGGUAACUUUAAAGUCAGUCAAAGUGGCUAGUUCAGAGGGAAAUCGCUCCAACGAAAAAGUUGCGAGGAUAGUUGUUUCUCAGAAGAAAGAGCAGAUGUCAAUUGCCAGUUCACGGCAUGAACGGGGCAAAUAUGAGAAAACUAUUGUCGGCAGUAAGAUUCCUGUAGAAGAGUCAAAGCGCAUAGCACCGGCCUCUUCUUCCAUAGUUGCAAAAAGACCAAGUUCAUUCCCUAGUAUAGAUAAUGAAGCAAAAGCACGGGCUUCAGAGAUAUUCAAACAGGUUUCAUCUUCUUUAAGCCUGGAAGAUAUAAUUAGAAAAUAUCCAAGGCCAUCUACUCAUUCAUAUGGCAGUGGUACAAGACACAAUAUUGAUAAGAGCAUUACGCUAGGCAAGGUUGAGGGUUCUGUUGAGGCUAUUCGUACAGCAUUACAAAAGUUGGAGAAAGGAGGUUCUGUGGAGGAUGCUAAAGCUGUAUGUGAACCUGAGAUACUAAGGCAGAUGAUCAAAUGGAGGGAAAGGCUUAGAGUUUAUCUUGCACCUUUUCUCCAUGGAAUGCGAUAUACAUCUUUUGGUCGUCAUUUCACUAAUGUAGACAAGCUUAAACAGAUUGUAGAUAAAAUGCAGUGGUAUGUUCAGGAUGGUGAUACGGUGGUUGAUUUCUGCUGUGGUGCUAAUGAUUUCAGCAUUUUAAUGAAAGAAAAGCUUGAUUCUGCUGGAAAGAAAUGCAAUUUCAAGAACUAUGAUAUCAUACAACCGAAGAAUGAUUUCAAUUUUGAAAGAAGAGACUGGAUGACUGUGAAACCACAUGAAUUGCCGACUGGAUCAAAAUUGAUCAUGGGUCUCAACCCCCCUUUUGGUGUUAAAGCAGCGCUUGCCAAUAAGUUCAUAGAUCAUGCACUAAAGUUCAAGCCGAAGCUGGUUAUUCUUAUAGUUCCGAAGGAGACUGAAAGACUUGAUAAGAAACAAAGUAAAUAUGAUUUAAUAUGGGAAGAUAGUCAGAGUCUCUCAGGCAAGUCAUUCUACUUGCCCGGCUCUGUUGAUGUGAAUGAUAAUCAAUUGGAACAAUGGAAUUUGAGUCCACCUCCAUUGUAUCUGUGGAGCCGUGAUGAUUGGACAGUGAAGCACAAAAGAAUAGCUGCACGCCAGGGACACAUAGUUGAAGACCAGGGGCCUCCAUUCGGAAAAGAAAUUUUAUCAGAGAAGCCAGUAUAUAGUCUUCCAGCAGAGGGCCAUAUGGAAGCUGAAAUUUUGGUGAGGGAUGCCACGUUAGAAGAGAAAAAAGCUAGAGAUGAAAAUCAUAAAAGCUCUGAUAGUACCAAGAGAAAGAUCUCUCCCGGGCAUGCUAGCACUGUUUCUCGUAAAAGGAGACGAAAGAAAAAGGGUCAGGCGCAGGAAGAGAGGAAGAACGAUGUUGAGUUAUCAGACAUGAGCAUCUCACCCGAUCAGAAUAGAAAUACGCCAAGUCAUCUUCCGUUAGAACCAUCAUCUGUAGCUCCACCGGAAAGAGACUCACAUUUUACUUCUGGAGUAGAGUUUUCUGUUAAAGCAGGAGGUAAUGACAUUUCCAAAAAUCUUGUGAAUGACAACAUUGAUGAUAUUGCUAGGAAGUACACAUCCCCAGCAGCCGGAGAAAAUAUGUUCAAUCGCAAUCAACAUAGCUGGCAAAGUGGUGGGGUUGGUCACUAUGAUUAUGGAGCUCAAACCGCAGAAAUACGGCCAACACAUCAUGAUAAUAGAGACCCCCUGAGUAUGAAUACUUAUUUCAAUGAGAUUCACAGGUAUGGUACGUCAUCAGAGUCCGAUAUACGGGCACAGAUAAGGUUAUAUGGUUCCCAAGAUCAGAAUGAAUGGUUGCAGAGAGAUAGAAACUCCAUGGUUGUUUCAGAUGCAGGUUUCAGACAUUCUCAUCUAUACACUCCCCCUUCCUAUGGCCCUGCAUUGUCAGUAAUGGAUCGGUAUGCUCCACAUCUUGAUAUGACAAACUAUGCAAGGCCCAUUAGUCAGGUCCCGUUCGGCCAGUUUCCUGGAAGAAGUGAUCCAUAUGACUACAACAUCCAUGGAGCAAGGAGGGACCAAGCUAACUUCCCUGGAUUUCCACCUGGACCACAUUCAUCUUCCUCCGGUCGAGGCAAUUCUGGUGGCUGGAUAGACUAAUCACAGAAGUUUUAACAGAUGCUGUUCGUUGUACAGUGGCCGACAAAAAAGAGGCAGUUAUCCAUUUUUGUCUGCAAGAUCCACUGCACUUUCUUGCUCGUUUAAUAUGUCAGAUGAGCUGUAGUUGUGCUUGAUCUUUUCCUACUUGGUCAAAAAUACCUUAUGUUUAUCCGUUAACACUUUUUAUAACGUGUGGAAUUCAUAUUAACAUUCA
Molecule: messenger RNA, 3943 nt
Organism: Zingiber officinale
Lineage: Eukaryota; Viridiplantae; Streptophyta; Magnoliopsida; Zingiberales; Zingiberaceae
Product: protein ENHANCED DOWNY MILDEW 2-like
Exons: 19
Coding region: 142-3729 (1195 amino acids)
Source: RefSeq, a predicted model, not a curated record